AAUAUUAUUAUUUACUUUGCCCGAAUGAAGGUAACUUGGCAUCGAUUACUUUCGACUUCGGAAAAUAUGGCGCUGUAGGUACUGAGCCCUUUUUUUGUCGAGCACCGGUCUAUGCAGCAAUGUGUUAGCAGACCGGCCCGGUACGCAAGAUACCUGGCGAUCGUCAGAAAUUGUUCACGUUUUCAGGUUUGGGCCUCCAAAGCCCCAGCAUCCAGGAUGAGUGACCAAGCAGUCAAAAGGAUAGUGAGUGAGAUCAUCCGGUCUCCGGAAGACAAGCGUGUCUACCGGGGGUUGGAGUUCACCAAUGGGCUCAGGGCCAUGCUCAUUAGUGACCCCACAACAGACAAGUCUUCAGCAGCGCUAGACGUGCAUAUAGGUUCGUUGUCUGACCCUUCCAACAUCUCUGGUGUGGCCCAUUUCUGUGAGCACAUGCUGUUUCUGGGCACUGAGAAGUACCCCAAAGAGAAUGAGUACAGCCAGUUCCUGAGCGAACACGCUGGCAGUUCCAAUGCCUUUACCAGCGGGGAGCACACCAACUACUAUUUCGAUGUGUCCCACGAGCACCUGCAGGGGGCGCUAGACCGGUUUUCCCAGUUUUUUCUGUGUCCCCUGUUUGAUGAGAGCUGCAAGGACAGAGAAGUGAAUGCUGUGGACUCGGAACAUGAGAAGAACCUGAUGAACGACGCCUGGAGGCUCUUUCAGCUGGAGAAGGCUACAGGCAAUCCCAGCCACCCUUUCAGUAAAUUUGGAACAGGUAAUAAAUUAACCCUGGAAACCAGGCCCUCUAAAGAAGGCAUAGACAUUCGGCAGGAGCUCCUUAAGUUCCACUCCACGUACUACUCCUCAAACCUCAUGGCCCUGUGUGUGCUUGGCAGAGAGUCCCUGGAUGAGUUGACCAGCAUGGUAGUGAAGCUGUUUGCAGAAGUAGAGAAUAAAAGCGUCCCUGUCCCAGAAUUUCCAGAGCACCCUUUCCAAGAGGAGCACCUAAGGCAAUUUUAUAAGGUGGUGCCCAUUAAGGAUAUACGCAAUCUGUACGUCACCUUUCCCAUCCCAGACCUUCAGAAAUAUUACAAGUCCAACCCUGGGCACUACCUUGGUCACCUCAUUGGACACGAGGGGCCUGGGAGCCUGCUCUCAGAGCUGAAAGCCAAAGGCUGGGUGAAUACACUCGUAGGAGGUCAGAAGGAGGGAGCGAAGGGCUUCAUGUUCUUUAUCAUCAAUGUGGAUCUGACUGAAGAGGGCCUUUUGCACGUUGAGGAUAUCAUUCUCCACAUGUUCCAGUACAUUCAGAAGCUUCGCACUGAAGGUCCACAGGAAUGGGUUUUCCAGGAGUGCAAGGAUUUGAAUACAGUGGCCUUCAGGUUCAAAGAUAAGGAGAGACCUCGUGGAUACACUUCUAAAAUCGCUGGUUUGUUGCAUUAUUACCCCUUGGAGGAGGUGCUGGCAGCGGAGUACCUGCUGGAGGACUUCAGGCCGGACCUGAUCGACAUGGUGCUGGACAAACUGAGGCCAGAGAACGUCAGAGUGGCAGUAGUGUCUAAAUCCUUUGAAGGACAAACUGAUAAAACAGAAGAAUGGUACGGGACACAGUACAAACAGGAAGCCAUCUCUGAUGAGGUUAUAAAGAAAUGGCAAAAUGCAGACUUGAAUGGAAAGUUCAAACUCCCCAUGAAAAAUGAGUUUAUACCUACAAAUUUUGAAAUCUAUCCCCUGGAAAAAGAUGCUCCAUCAUAUCCCACACUGAUAAAGGAUACUGCCAUGAGUAAAGUGUGGUUCAAACAGGACGACAAAUUUUUCCUUCCAAAAGCCUGCCUCAACUUUGAGUUUUUCAGUCGCUACCUUUACGCAGACCCUGUCCAUUGCAACAUGACUUACCUGUUUCUCAGGUUAUUGAAGGAUGAUUUAAAAGAGUAUACAUAUGCAGCUCGCCUCUCAGGUUUGGUCUAUGCCGUAGCGUCAGGAAUGAAUGCACUCCUUCUGUCCGUGAAGGGCUACAACGACAAGCAGCACAUCUUGCUGAAGAAGAUCAUUGAGAAAAUGGCCACCUUCGAGAUCGAUGAGAAACGGUUUGACAUCAUCAAAGAAGCAUACAUGCGGUCGCUGAACAAUUUCCGUGCUGAGCAGCCUCACCAGCAUGCCAUGUACUACCUGCGGCUGUUAAUGACUGAGGUGGCCUGGACCAAAGAUGAACUGAAGGAGGCACUAGAUGAUGUCACUCUCCCUCGCCUCAAGGCCUUUAUACCUCAGCUGUUGUCACGGUUACACAUUGAAGCGCUUCUCCAUGGAAAUAUAACAAAACAGUCUGCCUUAGGCAUGAUGCAGAUGGUUGAGGAUACUCUUAUUGAACACGCUCACACCAAGCCUCUCCUGCCCAGCCAACUUAUUCGUUACAGAGAGGUUCAGGUUCCGGACAGAGGAUGGUAUGUGUAUCAGCAGAGGAAUGAAGUACACAACAACUGUGGCAUUGAGAUCUACUACCAGACAGACAUGCAGAACACCCAAGAGAACAUGCUGCUGGAGCUCUUCUGCCAGAUCAUCUCUGAGCCCUGCUUCAACACCCUGCGUACCAAGGAGCAGCUGGGCUACAUCGUAUUCAGUGGGCCCCGAAGAGCCAACGGUGUCCAGGGGCUGCGCUUCAUUAUCCAGUCAGAAAAGGCGCCCCACUACCUGGAGAGCCGUGUGGAGGCCUUCCUGAGGACCAUGGAGAAGAGUCUGGAGGAGAUGAGCGAGGAGGCAUUCCAGAAACACAUCCAGGCCCUGGCCAUCCGCCGGCUCGACAAGCCCAAGAAACUGGCAGCUGAGUGUGCCAAGUACUGGGGAGAGAUCAUUUCACAACAGUACAACUUUGACAGAGAUAACAUUGAAGUUGCAUAUCUGAAGACACUGACAAAAGAAAACAUAAUGCAGUUUUACAGGGACCUGCUUUCAGUGGAUGCUCCCAAAAGACACAAGGUGUCUGUGCACGUGCUGUCGAGGGAAAUGGAUUCUUGCCCGGUGGUUGGUGAAUUUCCGUGCCAAAAUGAUGUCAAUCUGGCUCCAGCGCCUUCCCUGCCACAGCCUAUCCUGGUGCAGGACAUGACGGAGUUCAAGCGCAGCCUGCCCUUGUUUCCUCUGGCCAAACCGCACAUCAACUUCAUGGCAGCGAAACUGUGAGUGGAGCCCACCUGCUGGCUGGAGUCCAGGCCUGUGACAUGGGAGCUAGAAUAAUGAAUAAUCUGUCUUUCAGUGUGUGUGGGUGGGGUACUCUAUAUAUGUGUGUGAUUUACAGCUAGCCGUGUUCAUUAUCAUAGCUCUUUGAAAAAUUGCAAAUCAUCCCUUUUUUUAAAGUAUUCUUUAAGUAGGAUGUUAUACAAUUUUUACAAAACGGAAAGCCUGGAAAAAGAUUGAUCACAUAAAUCCUAGAUGAGAAAUUUUUGGAGUGUUAAACACCUGUGAUAUGAAAAGCUGCUUAGGUGAAAAAUAUUAAUUGAUUUUCAGUGAAGGUAUUGUGAGCUUUGGAGGUAUGGCCAGAGUUAGUGCGUUAUUUUUUUCAGAGAAGUGCAGAGUCCUGAUUUUUUUUUCUUUCAUAUGAAUAACGCAAAAAGGGGAAACGGUAAUUGAAGAUUUAUCACUCUGAGCCACUUUUUUUUUUAAUAGAUCAAGAAUUCCUGCAACACACUAAUGUAGAAAGAAAUAUUUCCGUAUUGAUUGAACAUCAGCCUUAUAUGAAAAACUAUAUUAUUGCGUUUUAAUCUUUAUAGAAGUUUGGGAAAUUGACAGUUUUGAAAUUGACAGUUUUUAUUUAAACUAGUAAAAUGUUGGGACCAUUAGAGCAGCUUGAUUUUAAACUGAAACCGCGAUGACCGAGGUAACCGCAUGAACUUUUACUUCACCUUUGUUUUUAACUAAAGCUUUUUACAGAUAUUGUCGAAGCAUCUUCUCAGGGCUACUCUAAUUUGGUUUCACUUUUAUUAAAAAUUAAUGUAAGCCACUUUUGAAAUCUUCUACAAGGUAUCUCAUCUUUUCGGUUUGUUUAUGUGAGUGGUGGUGGGGAGGGGGAGUUUCAGGAAUUUCACUGUUUUCCUUGAAAUAAAUGUACAUGUUUUGAGCCCUGCAUGACACGGAGACACGGAGUUGGUUUCAGAAGCGCUGCUGGCUCCCAGUCUUGGUAAUCCUAGACAGUCCAGUCCUCCUGGACACUGCUCUCAGCCAGAGGCUGCUUCUUUCUGCCUCUGUCCUGGAGUGAAGCCUGCGGCUGCUCUUUCCAGUGAGCUCAAUCUUUUUUAUCCAAUCCUUUGAUUAAACUAAUGAUAAAGUUAAUUAGGCCUUUCCAUUUCAGUGCUUAUACAGUGGGAGAUUACACUGAACUAACUUUUCUGGAGCAGAAAAGUAAAUGUAUAGUUAAUUGAAGCUUUCAGUUAAGUAACUGAGAGCUCAACUCAAAGAAAGCUGCUGUGCACUUCAGGACCAAGAGUGAGAGAACCCCAUUUUUUAUAGAGCUGCAGUGCAGAACCAGUGCAAUGGGAUAUUGGAUGCUUUAAACCUUUAUUAGUAUUAUGUGGCUUCCUUUUUCCAAAACGUGCAUAGCUGUGCAUUUUGUUAAAGGGUACAACCACAGUGCCCCAGCCCCAACUUACUACUCCACCCUGCUCGAAAAGUGGGAACAGCCUGAAAGACUGGAGAAACUAAAUUCUGAUCUCAUCUCCUCAUCUUAAAAUUAAUUUAACAGCACAAAAUUUAGUUUUACGUUUUUAAAACUUUUUUUCCUACCCCUUCACACUUUCAGUGUUAUUUUAAACAUAAUCUGUUUAAAGUGACUCAAAGUGGCUGUUUUAGGUUACUUCAAAGAGACUGUUCAGAGCGACAAUGCUGUGCUUGUACAUAUGCACUCACACUCAAGCAAUAAAGUUAAAACAAAUGCGAAGUGCAGUCAAAAAAGUCAAACUUUUGAAAGAUCUGUUUGCAUUGCACUUUAAAAACGUUUUCUCAGAAUCUGCCAAGUUAGCGCUUAGAGAAAUCAUCCGUGUUAAUUUUUUUUAUUAAAAAGAGUAUCUUGUCUAAUGCUUUAACGAUCUUCACAUGAAGUUAUUUAAGAUUAGAGAAGAAUAUAACUAGCCUUGAUGGUUUCAUUGCUGGAUUAUUUGUUCCCACCACUCUGCCAUUAAUCUGCUCAGUCUUCAUUUCUCAGGGCUCGAUGAACAUUUUGAAGCCAAAUUACUCUCAAGAAUCAUUUUCUUAGUAGAAAACAUGCUUGAAUCAAUCUCCUGUAAGUUGUCUCAGGCUAGCUAGAAUCAACUGUUAUGCUGCAUUUUCUAUUAAAAAAAAUGUAUUUUUACAACAUCCUGCAUUCAGAAAUAACGUGUUGUUACUUAACCAGUUGUUUACAACAGUACAAAAAGCUUCUUAAUGUUCCAGCAUUUUACUAUGUUUAACAACUUAAGUAGAAACUCAGGCUUAUCAAUGGAUUCUUGCAUUGAAUCCAAAGGUGCACCGUGUUUGAGUAGUUACACUGUACAGAAAUUCAUUUGUAACCUGUUGUUCACAUCCAUUUCUUGUGAAUAGAAACAUGGAUUUCAUGUGAAAAAUCCAUUGUUUACAUUGAUUUAACAGAAACAAAUAUUCUUGUUGGUUGACUGGUUGUAGAAGCAAGUGCAUGUAACAACCAGUGUUUUAAGAGUGCAGUUAUUUUUUUUUUUGCAGUUUACAAUAAAAUAUGUAAUUACCUCCUA
Molecule: messenger RNA, 5708 nt
Organism: Lepisosteus oculatus (spotted gar)
Lineage: Eukaryota; Metazoa; Chordata; Actinopteri; Semionotiformes; Lepisosteidae
Gene: ide
Product: insulin-degrading enzyme
Biological process (GO): amyloid-beta metabolic process; peptide catabolic process; hormone catabolic process
Cellular component (GO): mitochondrion; cytosol; peroxisomal matrix
Molecular function (GO): metalloendopeptidase activity; metal ion binding
Source: RefSeq, a predicted model, not a curated record